Messenger RNA from Arxiozyma heterogenica, 663 nucleotides. It is a transcript of the gene SPO16, whose product is annotated as Spo16p. Lineage: Eukaryota; Fungi; Ascomycota; Saccharomycetes; Saccharomycetales; Saccharomycetaceae. Gene Ontology annotation, biological process: synaptonemal complex assembly; regulation of reciprocal meiotic recombination. Gene Ontology annotation, molecular function: DNA secondary structure binding. The transcript has a single exon. The record is from RefSeq and is a predicted model, not a curated record. Bases 1 to 663 code for a protein of 220 amino acids.
AUGGAAAUUACCAGGAAGAUCUAUUUAAAAAAUGAUAAAAUCGUUCAGGAUAAUUUAAAUCCAAAAAUUUUAGUGGUUGAUAUUAACACAUCCUUACUUUCAACACAACUGCAAAUCAUUAUAAAUGAAACUAAACAAAAUAAAAAAUUGGACAAUCCAAGGGACGAGUUUUAUAAAACAAAGAUUCAAAAUAGAUUAUUUAAAGUUGCACAAAAUGAAAUGUUUUGUAUUCUUAAAGAUAUACUUAUUAGUAUACAUCCUGAAACUUCAAUUAUAAUAAAUUUAAACUUAUCUAAAUUAAUUAUUCCAUUACAUAAUUGGUAUAUGAUUCUUGAUCGAAUUACGUUAUUUCCCCCUACUAAAGUUAUUAAUUCACCGUAUCAUAUUUAUAUCACCGAACAAUCCAUGAUAGAGAGACAAGAUUAUAUUGAAAACAACGUAAAUUUAAGCAAAUGGAUCAAAAAUCUAUCAGAUUCUAUUAACUUUCAACAUGAUUUUUUUUCUACUGAUGGAUCCAAUGAGACCUAUUUAGAUGAUGAAUAUUUUGUGAAAAACUUAUUGAUGCAAUUAUUCCAGGAAAACAAUUUGAAUGAAAGAGAAAUAGAACAACUUUUAUUAAAUUGCAAUAAUUUAGGUGAUCUACUUAAUCAAUUGCAUUGUUAA